This is a messenger RNA of Columba livia (rock pigeon), 3724 nucleotides long. RefSeq names its product adenosine monophosphate deaminase 2 (gene AMPD2). Gene Ontology annotation, biological process: IMP salvage; AMP metabolic process. NCBI's taxonomy places the organism in Eukaryota, Metazoa, Chordata, Aves, Columbiformes, Columbidae. The transcript has 18 exons. Gene Ontology annotation, molecular function: AMP deaminase activity. Gene Ontology annotation, cellular component: cytosol. The coding region runs from base 736 to 3030 and encodes 764 amino acids. The record is from RefSeq and is a predicted model, not a curated record.
AUCUUUGGGAGGGGGUGAUACCCUCUUCUUGGAGGUGCCGCUGCCAUUUGGGGGGGUGCAAUACCACCUCUCGAGGGUAUGAUAACCCCUCUUGGCGGGGGUGAUACCCUGUCUCCUGGGGGGGGCACACGGCUGCCCCCGGCGCUCCCGGCAGCCGCGUUGGGGCGAACCCCCCGCCCAGCGCCGCCGCGGGGCUGGUUGCUCCGACAACCUUCCUCCUCCUCCUCCUCCUCCUCCUCCUCGGCCACAUCCUCCUCCCGCCCCAUCCUCUUCCUCGGCCCGGCGGCUUCCGGCCGGGCCCCGCCGGGGACUUUGCUCCAGCGAUCGUCAACCCGGGGAGGGAGCGGCCGCCAUCGCCCGGCCCCGCCGCCCCGCUGCCGUAAGAGUCCCCCCCGGGACCCCCCCGCCGCCAUCACCGCCGGUUCCAUCACCGCCGGUUCCAUCACCCCCCCGCCGCCAUCCCCCCCGGUUCCAUCACCCCCCCGCCACCGCCACCACCAUCGCCGCCCCCGCCGCCACCGCUGUCCCCGGAGCCGCCAUGGCCUCGGCGCCCCCCCCGGACAAGUGUCCCUUCAAGAAGCGGGGCAGCCUGCAGGCCCCCAGCCCCGCAGCUGAGGCUGUCGCGGUGUUGCAGAGCUGCGGGGGGGGCUGGGGUCCCGGCCCCUGCAGUCGGCGCGUUCCCUGCCCGGGCCCCCCCACUGCCUGAAGCAUUUCCCCGUGGACCUGCGCACCUCCAUGGACGGCAAGUACAAGGAGAUCGCCGAGGAGCUGUUCUGCCGCUCGCUGGCCGAGAGCGAGAUGCGCACGGCGCCGUACGAGUUCCCCGAGGAGAGCCCCAUCGAGCAGCUGGAGGAGCGGCGCCAGCGCCUCGAGCGCCAGAUCAGCCAGGACGUCAAACUCGAGCCCGACAUUUUGCUCAGAGCCAAACAGGACUUCUUGAAAAUUGACAGUGCCACGGACUUACAGCUCUUCAAGGAGCAGAACGAGGACCUGGUGGACCAUGUCCCCAAGGAGCGGGAGGCGCUGCUGGAGCGGGAGUUCCAGCGAGUCACCAUCUCCGGGGAGGAGAAAUGUGGGGUGCCUUUCACGGACCUUCUGGACGCGGCCAAGAGCGUGGUGAAGGCCUUGUUCCUGCGGGAGAAGUACAUGGGCCUGUCCCUGCAGAGCUUCUGCAAAACCACCGCCCGGUUCCUGCAGGAGCUCUCGGAGAAGCCCCUGGGGACCCGCGGCUACGAGGAGGUGCCCGAGACCCCCGUGGCUGCCGAUGCGCCUGUGCACCCCCCGUUUGCGGAGCAGCACCCCUACGAGACGUGGGACCCCCAGACCAUGCCGGCUGAUCUGGGCUUUGGGCUGAAGAUGGUGGACGGCGUGGUGCACGUCUACACCAAGCAGGACCCCACCGACAAGAGCACGGAGCUGGACCUGCCGUACCCCGACCUGCAGGAGUUCAUCGCCGACAUGAAUUUCCUUAUGGCUUUGAUCAUCAACGGGCCCAUCAAAUCCUUCUGCUACCGCCGGCUGCAGUACCUGAGCUCCAAGUUCCAGAUGCACGUGCUGCUCAACGAGAUGAAGGAGCUGGCGGCUCAGAAGAAGGUUCCCCACCGCGACUUCUACAACAUCCGCAAGGUGGACACCCACAUCCACGCCUCGUCCUGCAUGAACCAGAAGCAUCUCCUGCGCUUCAUCAAGCGGGCGAUGAAGAAGCACCUGGAUGAAAUCGUCCACGUGGAGAAGGGGAAGGAGCAGACGCUCAAGGAGGUCUUUGAGACCAUGAACCUCACCGCCUACGACCUGAGUGUGGACACGCUGGAUGUGCACGCGGACCGCAACACCUUCCACCGCUUCGACAAGUUCAACGCCAAGUACAACCCCAUCGGCGAGUCCAUCCUGCGGGAGAUCUUCAUCAAGACAGACAACCGCAUCUCGGGGAAGUACUUUGCCCACAUCAUCAAGGAGGUGAUGUCCGACCUGGAGGAGAGCAAGUACCAGAACGCCGAGCUGCGGCUCUCCAUCUACGGCCGCUCCCGGGACGAGUGGGACAAGCUGGCCCGUUGGGCCGUCAACCACCGCGUCCACUCCAACAACGUCCGCUGGCUCGUGCAGGUUCCCCGGCUCUUUGAUGUCUACCGGACGAAGAAGCAGUUGGCCAACUUCCAGGAGAUGCUGGAGAACAUCUUCCUGCCCCUCUUUGAGGCCACUGUCCACCCUGCCCAGCACCCGGAGCUGCACCUCUUCCUGGAGCACGUAGACGGCUUUGACAGUGUGGAUGAUGAAUCCAAACCAGAACAUCACAUCUUCAACCUGGACAGCCCCUUGCCGGGCAACUGGGUGGAGGAGGACAACCCGCCCUACUCCUACUACCUGUACUACAUGUACGCCAACAUGACGGUGCUCAACCACCUCCGGCGGAAGAGAGGCUUCCACACCUUUGUCCUGCGCCCGCACUGCGGUGAGGCCGGUCCCAUCCACCACCUCGUCUCGGGCUUCAUGGUCUCGGAGAACAUCUCCCACGGCUUGCUGCUCCGCAAGGCUCCGGUCCUGCAGUAUCUCUACUACCUGGCGCAGAUCGGCAUCGCCAUGUCCCCCCUGAGCAACAACAGCCUCUUCCUCAGCUACCACCGCAACCCCCUGCCCGAGUACCUCUCGCGGGGGCUCAUGGUCUCCCUCUCCACCGAUGACCCCCUCCAGUUCCACUUCACCAAGGAGCCGCUGAUGGAGGAGUACAGCAUCGCCACCCAGGUCUGGAAGCUCAGCUCCUGCGACAUGUGCGAGCUGGCCCGCAACAGCGUCCUCAUGAGCGGCUUCUCCCACAAGGUGAAGAGCUACUGGCUGGGCCCCCACUACCUGAAGGAGGGUCCCGAGGGCAAUGACAUCCGUCGCACCAACGUCCCCGACAUCCGCGUCAGCUACCGCUUCGAGACGCUGUGCCAGGAGCUGACGCUGAUCACGCAGGCGGUGCAGAGCGCCGAGCUGGAGACCAUCCAGGAGGAGGACGCGCUCACCAUCACCGCCCCCCUGCCUGCCCACUGACCCCCGGGCUCCUGUCCCCAGCGCCCCCGCUGUCACCACCCGCAUCCCUCCAGGGCUUCGCUGCCGUCCUCCUCCUGCUACCUCCCGCCCUGGGAAGGGGACAGGGGACGGUCCCCGCUGCUGUCCCCAGUGCCACCGUGGGGGCUGGGGUUUGCUGGGUUCUCUCCGUUUCUUGGUGUUUUCUUUUGUUUCGUUGGUUUGUUUUGUGUUUUUUAAACCGGUAUCUCCUCACUUGGUUGGUCCCCUCUGGGCUUGGUGGCGCUGGGACGAGGUUAGAGGAGGUGACAUGGGUACAAUGGGGGGGUCCUGGCUUCACCCCCCAGGCUCAGGAUGUGGUGACAGGUUGGGGGACAUCGGUACUGGGCGUUGGGAUGUUGUGGGGGGACAUUGCGGGGGAACGUGGGUGACAUGGGGACAAGCCAAGUGGCACCAUCCUCCUCAUCUCCAUGGCGGGAGGGCAAAGGGGCCGUGGUGACUUGUGUCCCCAUCCCCCACACUCCCAGGAGCUGUUUGUGGCCCGGAUCGGGCCCCUUCCUGGUGGGACAUCACCCUGUCCCCGUGUCCCCACCACCCCGCUCCUGCCCCCCCCCCAGCCUGGAGCGUGACUGACGCUUCUGGGAAAACGUGAUGGCGACUACAAAACCCAAAAAACUUAAAAAAGAAGCAUGAAAAAUAAAGUAUUUAAGUACUUAAA